AUGGCUCUCGCGCGCGCGGCGCGAAUCAUCCUGGUCGGCGCACCCGGCGUAGGCAAAGGCACCCAAACGGAACGUCUGAUGAAACAAUUCUCUGAGCUGUCUUCCAUCAGUUCGGGCGAUCUGUUGAGAAAAAAUGUUCGGGAAAGGACUCCUCUCGGUAUCCAAGCCGAAGCCAAGAUGAAGGCAGGCGCACUGGUCCCCGAUACCAUGAUUCUGCGGCUCAUCAUCAACGAGCUCACAACGCGGGGCUGGAUCCAAGACAGUAAUCUUCGGCCUUACCACGUCUAUUCAAGCUCGACGACCAUGGAUAGCGAAGACACUGUCGAUUCCGUCAUGAUCCCUUCCGAUUUGAGAUCUUCCAGAUACACCUACUCGGAUAGCCCGUCGGCGUCAUUCAUUCUCGAUGGGUUCCCGCGAACAGCAACGCAGGCGGUCCAGAUCGACGACAUUGUCCCCAUCAACAUGGUGGUCAAUUUCCAGACACCGAGUGAAAUCAUCAUCGACAGAAUCUGCAAUAGAUGGGUGCAUGCUCCUUCGGGGCGAGUCUACAACACAACAUUUAACCCACCCCGAGUUGCAGGCAAGGAUGACUUGACCGGAGAACCCCUGACACGACGUGAAGACGAUGACCCAGAAGUGUGGAAGGAGAGGUUGAAAAGGUUUCAAGAAACGAACUCGUCCCUUCUUGAGCAUUAUGAUAAACUUGGCGUACUGUGGACCGUCAAUGGGAACAGCAGCGAUGAAAUCACGCCUCAGCUGUUCAAAGAGUUUAGCAAGCGCUUCGGCGGUGCAGAUGGCCUUUAG
Periconia digitata is the source of this 804-nucleotide messenger RNA. NCBI's taxonomy places the organism in Eukaryota, Fungi, Ascomycota, Dothideomycetes, Pleosporales, Periconiaceae. The record is from the annotation of a GenBank genome assembly.